This is a messenger RNA of Ostrea edulis (European flat oyster), 1286 nucleotides long. RefSeq lists its product as uncharacterized. The record is from RefSeq and is a predicted model, not a curated record. The coding region runs from base 47 to 544 and encodes 165 amino acids. NCBI's taxonomy places the organism in Eukaryota, Metazoa, Mollusca, Bivalvia, Ostreida, Ostreidae. The transcript is spliced from 2 exons.
GACAUUGAUCUUGUUGACAACAGGCCUGGUAACACGACGCUCCAAGAUGACGGCCCUUAGUAUGGGCGCUUUUGGCGCCUACAAACAGGCUUAUAGCAAGUAUCUUCAGGAAAGAGAGGCAGCAAUCGCAAGAAAUCAACCUACAGAAACUGUCUGGGUCACGAAACGCUACAUCCCGACCGACCUGAGGUCCACAGCGCCCGUUCCACGUCACAAGCUUCUGGCGCCAAAAGACCUGCCACCCGCGGAGCAACAUUGGAUCCCCGUCACAGAACCACCCCUGAAAAAAUUUGAUCGCGGCCCCGGGAAUUCUAUAUUCAAGUCCCAUCCUAGCACAAGGUGUGAGGAGUAUUCUACUCUCCGGCAAAUGCUGCCCUCCCGGGGACAUUUGAUCGGAUACAGGCCACAGAACUGGGGCACAGGAAACGAACUACCAGUGGUGUAUGAUUACCAAACCCCCAAAAGAUUCCCCAUCAUCAACAGCCCCAUGGGAAGGUAUGUCGACGAGAUGCACACCACCAACAAGCUAUUCAAGCUGCACUAAAGUCAAGUGACCUCCCUUGCCUAUUCAUUUGUUGCAGUAUUUUCCUCACUGUGAAUCCUGUCGACUUAUUCCAGACCAGAGUGUCCCCUAGCCUUUGUUCGAAGUGCUGUGUGUACUUUUUUGUUAGCCAUUCAUCAAACAUAGUAUGUGAUGUUGACAUUUUGAUGGUGGAUCCAAUGAAACAGGGAAGUGGGGGAUUAUUCAAAGUCAUGUUAUCAGUAUUAAGUACAUAAUUGUUUGCAUGUAGAUUUGUGGAUCACAUUCAUUCAGUGCACACAAUCGUUUCAUGGUGCUUUAUGUUGUCAGUUUCUUGUUUACACUUUUACACAUCUUUAUAUAUACAUGUACAUUUCAUAUCUAGUACGUAUAUUUCUACAUUGGUUGCUCAAGUUUUGCCAUGAAGAUUUUUUAUCUUGCUAAGAAAUUUAGAAAUAAACAACAGAAGUUUUAUGUACAACGAGUAGAUAAACAAUAUACGUUGUUUUGCCAUGUAAAGACAACUUCUAUAAGUAUUAUCAUAGUUAUGUGUUAUCUUUCAUUAGUCUUUUUGUACUUUCAGGUGCAAAUUGUCUGUUUUUAAAAUGUUAUUGUCCUUGUUCAAUGUUGUUUCCCUUUGAUUAGAAAUGAAAAAACUCCAAGUCUUAGGAUGAAUUUUUGAUUUAUUUCAGAAUUUAGAAAUAGUUUUGAUGAUGUAAUUCCUGUUUGGUGACAUGAAAUUAAUGAAAUUCAAAUACCACACACA